Sceloporus undulatus (fence lizard) is the source of this 5441-nucleotide messenger RNA. RefSeq lists its product as uncharacterized. Gene Ontology annotation, molecular function: DNA binding; protein dimerization activity. Bases 659 to 4951 code for a protein of 1430 amino acids. The transcript is spliced from 6 exons. NCBI's taxonomy places the organism in Eukaryota, Metazoa, Chordata, Lepidosauria, Squamata, Phrynosomatidae. The record is from RefSeq and is a predicted model, not a curated record.
CCGGUCUUAGAGCGCCCCCUGGUGGAGGCGUGGAGGUAUUGGGCGAGCGGGAGGGCCCUUCGCAUCCAGCGAGAGAGGAGCCACGAGGCGUAUCAUUAGAGAGCGGUGUUUGACCAUUGAAUUUUCUCAACAAGAUAAUCUCAUCCCCUUCGACUGACUUCUUCCACUGGGAUGCUGGAUAUCCAGGCAGAAAUGGGAUAUUCUCCUCUUUUUUUCAGUCAAGAAUAUGGAGGAUUGUGAGAAAAAGAUUUUGCCUGGAAUCCCUUUUCCUGAGGGAGCAUUGCUUGCUCUUGAAAUCUAGAUUUCCCUCCAAAUUUGUUUUUGUUUUCAGAAUAUAAUGCUCUUCUUGCCAUGAAACAUCAUAACGUGAUUUGACAUGAUUUUUAGUGCACCUCAGAGUACCCUAACUGUAGAUUUGAGAAGAAGCAUUGGAAGAGGAAUCAUAGAAUCCUAGAGUUGCAAGAGACCCCAAGAGCCAUCCAGUCCAACCCCAUUCUGUCAUGCAGGAACUCUCAGUCAAAGCAUACCCAACAGAUGACCAUCCAGCUUCUGUUUAAAAACCUCCAAAGAAGGAGACUCUAGCAAAUCAGCAGACCUAAAAGGAGAAGGAGGGCCAUUUGGAGCAGGAAAAGCAACCAGUGUGGUUCACCUUGAAUACAUGGCAGAGCAAAGAGUGUGGGGAGCAUCAACAGAAACCCAAGGGGAACCAGGCAAAGAAAUGCAACAACACUGGGAAAGUCAAUGGCAGGAUUUCUUGAAGACGCUGCAGCCCCAUCACACAAAAUGGGAAGAGUCAGUUGCAUUGGAAGAUGCACCAUGGGAAAACGCCAAGGCCUUCCUGAUCUCCUUCGAACAAGUGGCCAAAGCCUGCCGGUGGCCCAGAGAAGAGUGGGCAGCCCGGCUCCUUCCAGCACUGAGUGGAGAAGCAGAAGGGGCCUUUCAGAGCUUGGAAACCAGAGACAAGGAGGAUUAUGUGAAAGUGAAGGCAGCCAUCUUGAAAGGGGAUGCCCUGAGAAUGGAGAGGCAGCGCCAGCAUUUCAGGCAGUUUUGCUGCCAUGGGGUUGAAGACCCCCGAAAUAUUCACAGCCAACUCCAGGAGCUUUGCCGUCGGUGGCUGAGGCCAGAGAGACACAGCAAGGAACAGAUCCUGGAGCUGCUGAUCCUGGAACAGUUUCUGGCUGGCCUGCCACCAGAUCUACAGACCUGGAUCCGAGCCAGAGGGCCAGACACCUGCUCCCAGGCCGUGGCCCUGGUGGAGGACUUCCUGGUGAGCCAGCAAGUGGUUGAGACAGGAACAUGGCAGGAGCCAAUGAAGCAAGAACACAUGGAAUCCUUAGCUGUAGAGGAAGAGCCUUUAGAUGCUGCACGGGGACAGAUCUGCAAAGAAGCCAAGCAAAGCCAUGAUGCGGGGAAGAAUGUGCUGGGCAGUGGAAUCAAACGUCCAAGUCAGAGUAGUUCAUCAGUUACCCUCGAAAGACAGGGAAGGAGUCAUCAAGGUGUGAAAGAGGAACCAAUGGACCUUAUGGAAACUAGCCUGUCUUUGCAGCGAGUUGAGCAGAAUCAGGCCCAGCCAGACCGAGAGACCAUUGUCUGGCAAGUCCUGCAGGAGGAGGAUGGGAAGUUCAAUGCCUUGGAUGUCCAGAAAAAGCCUAUGCAGUUUCCAUAUUGUAUGUUGAAAAAAGAAACGAAUGGAAGGAGGGCUGACCAGGGAAGAAACUCUACCCAUUCUAGUGCUACCAGAAAGUUAACAGAGGGGCAGCCUCACCAUGCAAUGAAUGUCAAUGAAGCAUUUACUCUUUAUGACCCCAAAAACAGAAAGUGGACUGACUCUGAGAGACGGGCAACACAAGGAGCCUCUGAAGAAAGCUCGGAAAUUGAAUAUUCUUCUGGAUCUGAUCUGGAGGAUGGGAAAGGCCACUAUGUCACUCUGAAGGAUGGAAAGCGCCACCAUGUCAACUUCUGUGAGAAUGUGAUUGUGGGUAUGGCUGCUCAAGGAAAUGCGUCAGUAUCAGAGGCAGAGGAGGACUAUGAAAGAAGUGCGGUUCCUGACCAAUCUGGCAUGGAUGUGGAGGAGGUGAGUGCUACAUCAGAGAAAUGCUAUGUCUCAGAAAUCCCAAGCAUGGCUAAAUCAAAACUCCACACACAUCCUGGCCUUCUACAAGAAGGUGGUGAAAUCAUUGAGGAGGAAGAGCAGAACAAUAUGUCUUACAAUGUGAAUUCUUUGUAUGCUGUUCAGAAAGAAAGGCAGGAUAAGGAACAGGGCUCUGACAAUGACAAUAUAAUAACUAUAAUUGACUUAGAGACAGAUGUUGCAGAAUUUAAUCCAACAACAGAGACAAAAAAAUGUCACUCAUACAACGUAGAUGAUUCCAAAUUGGACUACAUGAGUUUGGAUAAUGAUUUGGAGUUUGGUACAGAUAGUCUCAUGUUGAUGGCCAGAUCUGUCGCUGGAGGGGAGAUGGUGGAAGGAGAUAAUGGUCGUCAGCCAUGGCAAUGUGCCCCAGUACGAUCGUCUGCCGAUAAAGAACCACCUAUGAAGAGGCGUAUGCUUGGUCUUUCUCAACCGUCUGUGUUCUCAGGCCCGCAGCGCUGUACGCUGCCACGGUCUUUGGCCACUGAGGUUCCAAGAGAAGAAUCUGGUGGCCAAAGCAGAAGGCGGACAUCUUAUGUCUGGGAGCACUUUGAUGGGCAUGCUCAAGACCGAUUGAUUGCCGUGUGUAGAUUAUGUCAUGCCUUUGUGCGCCUGGGCAAGGAAGGUGGUUGCCGCCGUGUGGGGACCACAUCCAUGAUAAAGCAUCUGGAACAUCGUCAUCCACACAUUGUUCCACCACGGAAAGAGGUCUGUCGGGUGUCCAUCACGCCACCCCCAAACCCAAUUGUUAAGGAAGUGCCUCAGACGAACAGAGCUGAGAGUGAUCCUGCAGAAAAGCCACGGGUGGAACCUCCAGGAGGAAAGAGUUCGGCUCCUUCAGGACAGAAGCAGUUGUCUGUACCUGAGACAUGCCCCCGCCCAGAGAAGUAUGCUCUACAUAGUGCAAUUGCUGCACGGUAUAAUCGUGCCCUUGCCAGGUAUAUUGCACAGUCUAUGCUACCCUUCUCAAUUGUGGAGGAUGAGACUUUUCUGGAGUUUCUCAAGGAACUUGCUCCACGCUGGAAGGUACCGAGCAGAUAUUACCUGUGUAGGAUUGCCUUUCCAGCCCUUGAAAAAGAUAUUAAGAAGGAGAUUCUGAAUGACUUGAGGAAUGCGGUAGCUGGAGCAGUGCAUUUUACAAGUGACUGCUGGACUAGCAACCAGGCUAGAUCAUAUUUAUGUGUCACAGCACACUGGGUAUCCACCCAAGAAGGUGUUCUGGCAAAAAGGACAGCAACUCUUACACUAACUUUGUUCUCUGAAUCGCACCGUGAGGAAAAUAUUGGGGCGAAGUUGAGAAACGUUGUGGCGGAGUGGCUCGCUCCACUGAAAUUGGAGAUUGGAUGUCUGGCUGCUGACAACAGGUCAGAGUUCCUGAAAUACAUCCGUCAGAAAGGGAUGAGUCACGUACCAUGCAUUGUGCACUGCAUCAACUUAGUUGUCCACAAGGCCCUGAGAGAAACCAGUAAUUCCAGGAUAAAGAAAGUGUUAGAGCUGGCACACAUUGUUUGCUCUCACUUCAGGCAGUCAUGCUCUGCCAUAGAGGCAGUUCGCUUGCUCCAAAAAAAGCACAAUUUACCCAAUCACAAAUUUAUCCUCAAUGUCCCUACACGAUGGAACAGCACUCUGUAUAUGCUGGAGAGAUUGCUGGAGCAAAAAAAGGCAGUGAAUGAAUAUAUUCAAGAGAAAGCAGGAGACCUGGCCUCUACUUUAUAUAUGCAGCCAGACCAGUGGUUUAUUAUAGAGGACCUGGUGGAUAUUCUCCAAAUUUUCAACGAGUGCACUACUGUCCUUAGUUCUGAGAAUGCCACACUUGGAGUUGUGUUGCCUGCGCUACACGUCAUGGAAUUUUCCUUAGAAAGAAACAUUGAAGAGAUGCAGAACAGACCGGGCAUGGCUGCCAAUCAGAAGGCCAUUCCAGCUGUGGCCUUUGCUGCCCAGCUUCUGGAGUCUCUGCACAACAAUAAGCACCUCCUGGGCAUCCGCACUGACCUGAAGUAUCUUGCAGCAACAUUUUUGGAACCCAGGUACAGAAACAGCAUCCGAGAUCGACUCCAGAGCACUGGGAACAAUCAGUUCUGGUCCCUGCAAGAAUACAUUAUUAAAAAAAGUGUGCACUUCUACAAGAAGCUGCACAAUUCAACUGGCCGAGCCAUGGCUGACCACGGCCUGCCCUCUUAUGCCUUUCCCUCUGUGGUGCCUAGAAACCCAGAUGCAGUGAUCCAGCCUAGAAAACAACUUCAAAAUAAGGGAAGUCCAGUGGGAAGUUCUGCACCUUGUCACCAAAUGGCUGAAAGAUCUCGCUUCCACGACUUGAUCUUGGCAACAGGCUAUGCUGUGGAGACAGAUGAGGAUGCCCAGUUUGAUAACCAGAUGGCUACAGAGCAGGACGCCUACCAGGUGGCAAGGCAAGAACUGGAUGCAUAUAUUCGUGACAUCUUCCCAGCGCGAAUCUGUCGUCCGCAGGCGAACCCAAUUGCCUAUUGGGAUGAGAAGUUCACCAUUUGGCCUUCUUUGGCUCGGGCUGCUAUUUGGCACAUCUGCAGCCCGCCCUCCAGUGUUCCCGCUAAACGUCUUUUCUCUACAACUGGAAAUAUAGUCACCAAACUGAGAACGAGAUUCGCUCCCAAACACGUUACACGGAUGGCAUUCCUACGAGCCAACAGGGCAUGGAUACCCCAGAACCACAUCUUUCCCCCCUGCAGAGAUGAUAUUCCUUCAGGUAAAGAUGGGCAGGAUCUGAGUGAUGAGGGGGAUACUGAUGAAGAAAUAUCCCUGGGAGACUGGGAAGCUGGAGACUCGGACAUUGAUCUUGAGUGAAUGCCUGCAGCAGCAGGUAUACACGCCAUACACCCUCCGAUUAAUGAUAAUUUCAAAGAUACAUACAUACAUAGGUGGAGUCCGGGCCUUGAUCCCAUUAGUGACAUUAUUCUGUUUUGGACUUCAGCUCCUAGAAGCUGCAGCCAUCUUGAUCAAUAGAGAUCCUGAGAGCUAAAGUUCAAAAUACCUGGAAGGCAAGAGUUUGGGAAUCACUGCUCCAGGGCACAGGAGGCAUUCUGGCCGUGUUUGUAGGUUCCUGGCCAUUAUAGGCCUUUUUGAAAAGCCUUUAAAAAGCCAACACAAAAUGAAUGGUCAGGAUAUCUUUCAGCUUUAUUUGCUUUCCCUCUGCUACUGCUGUUACACACCAAGAAGCAGGGACGUAGCCAGGAUUUUGGGAAGAGGGGAUCCAGACUAAGUGCCACCAUUUUGAGAUGCUAAGAGCCCCCCCCCCCAGACACAAAAUGUAGGAAAAAUGUAGGACAUGAUGCAC